This is a messenger RNA of Hevea brasiliensis (rubber tree), 1583 nucleotides long. Its product is annotated as vignain-like. NCBI's taxonomy places the organism in Eukaryota, Viridiplantae, Streptophyta, Magnoliopsida, Malpighiales, Euphorbiaceae. Bases 118 to 1197 code for a protein of 359 amino acids. The transcript is spliced from 4 exons. Gene Ontology annotation, cellular component: lysosome. The record is from RefSeq and is a predicted model, not a curated record. Gene Ontology annotation, molecular function: cysteine-type endopeptidase activity.
UCACUAUGAGUGUAUAAAUAGGAUCAAGCAACUUCGCCAAUAGCACCCACAAGAUAAUUAAUCUCAUGAUAACCCUUUUCUUUUCUUGAUUAAUUUAUAUUAUCUUGUUUCGUAUCUAUGGGUUCAAGAAAGUUCAUCCUGGUUGCACUUUCACUAGCGCUGGUUUUGAAGGUGUCUCAGUGUUUUGAAUACCGCGAGGAGGACCUCAUUGCAGAAGAGAGUCUCUGGAAUUUAUAUGAGCGAUGGAGGAGCCACCACACAGUUUCUCGCAGCUUGACCGAUAAACAGCAGCGUUUCAAUGUGUUCAAGGAAAACUUGAGGCAUAUCCACGAGGUGAACCAAAAGGAUAAGCCUUACAAACUGAAAUUGAAUAAGUAUGCUGAUAUGACUAACCAUGAAUUCAUGAAACACUAUGGAGGCUCGAAGGUUAGCCACUACAGGUCACUCCAUGGAUCCAGGCUACAAACUGGGUUCAGAUAUGAGAACACUGAUCUCCCACCAUCAGUUGAUUGGAGGAAGAAAGGAGCAGUCACUGGCGUCAAGGACCAAGGCCAUUGUGGUAGCUGUUGGGCAUUUUCAAGUGUAGCUGCAGUGGAGGGUAUUAACAAAAUCAAAACAGGAGAAUUAGUGUCUCUAUCUGAGCAGGAGCUAGUUGAUUGCAACUCUGUUAACCAUGGUUGUAACGGAGGAUUAAUGGAAGUGGCAUUCAAGUUUAUUGAGAAAAAUGGUGGCUUAACAACGGAGAAUAACUAUCCUUACAUCGCAAGAAAUGGAUCUUGUGACUCAAACAAGAUGAAUAGUCCUAUGGUGACCAUUGAUGGGUAUGAAAUGGUACCGGAAAACGAUGAGAAUGCAUUGAUGAAAGCUGUUGCAAACCAACCUAUAGCAAUUGCAAUGGAUGCUGAUGGCAACGAUAUUCAGUUCUAUUCUGAGGGAGUAUUCACUGGACACUGUGGGAGGGAGCUAAACCAUGGAGUGGCACUUGUGGGAUAUGGAGCAACUCGAGAUGGGACAAAGUACUGGAUAGUGAAGAAUUCAUGGGGACCUGAAUGGGGAGAAAAUGGAUACAUCAGGAUGCAACGAGGGAUUGAAGCAGAGGAGGGAUUGUGUGGUAUAACAUUGGAGGCCUCCUACCCUAUCAAGCAGCAGUCAGACAAUAAACAGAAAGCAACCUCUCAUCGUAGGGAUGAACUUUAGUUCAUCAGCAUAGAUACAUGUCCAAAUAAUAAUAGAUCACAAAAACAUAAGUUUCUUAAAUUAUAUUAUGUUUGUUUUUAAGUUGAGAGUUGGAGUUGGAUUUGUUUGUCAUGUUUGUGUCUUAGCUAAGAUCAAAGUGCUCUUAAACUAGGGAUGAACUUUAGUUCAUCAGCGUAGCUAGAUACAUGUCCAAAUAAUAGAUCAACAAAACAUAAGUUUCUUAAAUUAUUUUAUGUUUGCUUUUAAGUUGAGAGUUGAAGUUGGAUUUCUUUGUCAUGUUUGUGUGUUAGCUAAGAUCAAAGUGCUCAUAUACAUGAGAAGAUCAAAGUGCUCAUAUAUAUGAGAACCUCUAAUGUUCGAAUCAUAAUAAAAGUUUCUUUUUUUUU